Messenger RNA from Paramuricea clavata, 2303 nucleotides. NCBI's taxonomy places the organism in Eukaryota, Metazoa, Cnidaria, Anthozoa, Malacalcyonacea, Plexauridae. The record is from the annotation of a GenBank genome assembly.
ACAACGUGCUUUGUUUUCCUUGAAUUAGGCUAAGACAAAAUCAGAUAAGAAAAGACGGGAAAUGGAGGAAUCGUUUUGGAAACAAGCUCAUGCUUCUCGUCAAGAGGUAUACAGUAUGCAUGCAGUACAGUAUAAGCCAAAUCAGUGUAAUUUGACGUGCAUGCAACUCGUGUGUUGUGAUAAAAAUUUCAGCCAGGUAAAAAUUGUUGAGUAAAACCCUGACCUGGACCAACCAGGACGAGAGCUGAUGAGAGUUGGCAAGAGAUUAAGAAUAUUUAAAAUACAAAUGUUCGUUUUUAUGUUAAGGCGGCUCAACAACGUCGUGAGGAUAAACAACGCGCAGAAAAAGAACGAAUGAUGAAUGAAGAUGAUACUGAGAAACAAAGGCGAUGGGAGGUACAGUUUAUAUUCUGUAACAGACCUGGAAAAAGUCGGAUUCUGGGUUUGCCUUUUUAGAAUUUUCCUCAAAAGUGCGUGAAAACAAUGGAAAAUUUGACCGUACAUUAUGUAUGCAAGAAGAAAGUAUAUAGUCGAGCCUCUAUUGAGCAGCCCACUAUAGAGAUUCAGCGGCCAGGUUUCUUAAAACCUUAAAAAUUCACAUCGAAAAUUCCAUCUACAAAAGCGGCCGCGGCCAUGCACCUUUAAAUAGUCCCGAUUGUUUUUUUCUGUUGCAUUUUAUCUCUAUUAAACGGCACGUACAGUACACUCACUUUAACGAAUAUUGAGAUUAGAUUGUUUCAUUUACCUAUAUGACAUUUCUUUAUUGCGUGUUGCCAUUACCAAAAUAUAUAUAUUGAGAACACUGCCUUGUAUUCGCGUGUCUCUCGUUUCCCGACAUUCGCAAGGAAUUUCCAAACCAUCAUUGCGGCCUUUUUAAAUAAAAACUUGCGGCCUUUCAUCCUCGCCUUCCUUAAAACACUAUUACGAGCUGUUAUUGUUAAUUUGAUAUUCUUGUCGUAGCUUAGUAUUGUUUUUUAUUUGAAUAAAUUGAAAUUUGAUAACGAAUUUUUGCGUACGUUCUUCUAUUAAGCGGCCACAUGAGCGCCGAGCCCCAUGCAAAGGGUGGCCGUUUAAUAGAGAUUUGACUGCACACUUGAAUGAUAUAAUGAUUCCUCAACGUGUGUAUGAAAAUGUGAAAAUGUUCCUUAUUCUUAUUCUUAUUAAAGUAAAGGCAAAUUUUUUCUCAGGAUCCCGAGAUCCCACUUUUUUCCUGGUCUGUGUCAAUCUCGUACCCAGAGCCAAAGAAUAAUCGACCCUGGGUACGAGAUUGAGUCUGUGCUGUAAAAAAAUAUACAACACCAAAUUUGCAUCUUAGGAUGAAAUGUCACAGAUAUACAGAAAUUCUCUGCAGUAUUCUCACUAGAAACACUCAAUAAUGUUUGUAAUGAAGGUUUCAAUCAACUCAGCCAAUUAGCGUGAGGUUAAUUAAAUGUGAUUAUACAAUUACUUUAUGGUUUCCGUGUUUGGAUGGCCUGAUCCAAACACGCGGGAAUGUUGCGAGAGUUAAGAAAAGCGAGCGAAAGCACGAGCCGAAGGCGAGUGAUUUUGCCCGCUUUUCUUAACUCGAGCAACAUUCCCAAGUGUUUGGAUCAGGCCAUCCAAACACGGAAACCAUAAAGUAAUUGUUUUAUAAAAUAACAACAACACACGAUAAUCUUCCGUGUUUGGAUGGCCUGAUCCAAACACAGGUUUCGACCAAUCAGAACACGCGUUAUAUACAUGUUAUUUUAUAAUGGCUGAUCAAAGUAUGGCCUAUGUUUUUAAUAAACAUGAAAGUUUCAUGUGGGCAUAUAUAGACUUGCCCACAAGUCAAUUUCGAAUAGCGAGCGGCGAAGCCGCGAGCCACGAAAAAAAAUUGGAACGGACUUUGGGAAAGUCUAGUGGGCAUAGGCCUACUAAGACAUUUUUUAUUUUUUGUUUGUGACCGUUUAUCCUUGAAAGCAAAAGACGGUAAUUUAGAAUUCAGUUUUUUUAAACGUUCAAGAGCGAAUCGUUUCGCCAUGUUGUGCACUGGCAUUUCGCGUAGUAGUCUUCUGGUUGCGUGAUAGUUUGUAGUACACAAUAACAAUUUAUAAUAAUAAACCAUUUUCCCCAUUUCAGGACAAAUUACACAAGAAAGAAAUGAAGAAACGAAAUCCUGCAUACAAGAUGAAACAAUUAAAGGCCAGAGCGUAAUAAAACUGCAUUGCACUAAAAACUAAUUCGGUACUUGUCAUGGUUUGCCACGUUAAUGUUUUUAACUUAUACAAUCAAUAAUCUAACAUCUGUUUAAUAAAAGUCCGUCUGCUAUUGUGCAUACUAAA